GCAGGUACGCAGCACUGCGUGAGAUUUUCAGAAUUUGGCGCGAGGUAGGUUGACGCUUGAAGGGUGUACGCGCAAGGUUUGGAUAGAAGACCGCUGUUUGGAAACCUGUCGUCCGCUCGCUUGCUGUCUUUAUAGUAAAGAACGGAAGAAGUUUACAUAAUGUCCGUGGCAGUGGAAACUACAGCACCCAGGGUGCCUCUCCCACUUCCCACCCACUUCUCCCAUGCGGAGCAGUCCUUCUCCCUCAAAAAGCGCCGAUUGCCUUUUUCCUCAUCAUCUACGUCCAACUCAUCCUACUGUUCUCCUGCUCGACUCUCAAAUUCUUUGCCCCCCCUGCCACCGUCUAAAGGAUGCCCUCCUCUGAGCAGAAUGUUCCCCCAGCAUCAAUCCCCCUGGACACCCCUGUCUUGUUCCCUCAGUAAAUCUCCCCCUCCAGAUUCUGUGUAUGAUCCCAGGAAACAGCAGUCCUAUUUCAGUCAGUGCUUUACUAAUUUGGGCCUGCUGGGAAGAGGAUCAUUUGGAGAGGUCUACAAGGUCCAAAGCAACAGAGAUGGCCGUCAGUACGCAGUCAAACGCUCUGCUCAGCGCUUCAGGGGUAACAGUGAGAGGAACCGGAGUGUCAGGGAAGCUAGGAAUCACGAGCGCCUGUGUCCUCACCCUCACAUCUUGAACUUCGUGGCUGCCUGGGAGGAGUGCGGCCGCCUCUACAUUCAGACAGAGCUGUGUAGCACCAGCUUGCUGUUCCAUGCCGAGAACCAGCCUCCUGGCCCAGAUGAGCCUGCUGCUUGGGCCUACCUGUGCGAUCUCCUCUCAGCGCUGCAACACUUGCAUUCUCAUGGGUUUGUACAUCUGGACCUCAAGCCUGCCAAUGUCCUCAUUACUGACUCUGGCCGUCUGAAGCUGGGUGACUUUGGGCUGCUGCUUGAGCUCAAACAGACGGGAGCUGCAGAAGAGAAAGUGAAAGACGAUGUUCAGGAAGGUGAUCCAAGAUACAUGGCCCCCGAGCUGCUGCGUGGGGAGUAUGGACCUGCUGCCGAUGUUUUCAGUUUGGGGGUUUCUAUUCUGGAGCUCGCCUGUAAUAUCGAGGUCCCAAACGGUGGCGAGGGAUGGCAGCAGCUCAGGCGAGGCUGUCUCCCCACAGAGUUUACCAGUGGCCUGUCAUCUGAGCUUCAGACAGUUCUACGGAUGAUGCUGGCCCCAGAGCCGUCUGAGAGACCCACAGUUUCUGAGCUUCUCGCCAUCCCCUCUGUUAGGAAACGCAGGUGGAAAAGGCGCAUGUAUCUAAUGGCUGCUGAGACAAUGCUGACACUGGCCUCCCUGUGUCAGAUGGUGGUCUCCUUUGGGCGUAGAUUCCUCUUUUUUUUUCGCUUGCCCUUCCUUCCCUGUUGGAACAAGCCUGCUCCUUGCACUCCUCCUAAAGGCAGUUGGGACAGGGAUUUAACCCUGCCCCUCAGUGCCAUGCAUACUGACUCAGGGAACCCAGAAGAGGAUGCAGUGUUUUUUCAUCCCACAGACCCAGAACUUUCCCCCACCUUCUCACAAAGGGUAAAAUCCAGACUGUCUGUAGAGAGCACAUCCACGCCUCUCCCAGGAUCACCAGUGCGCUAUCAUCCUCCCCACACACCCACUGACUUAAACUUUGGUAACUGGUCAUCAUGUAAAUUGGCUCAGACCCCUCCCAGCAUCCACACUAAUGGUUCCUGCCACAUACUGACACCCAGUGUGAGCCCCAUACAUGCCGAGCUUCCUACAGAUCCCUUCCAGAGCUUACAUUCUUCAUCCACCAGGUCUUCACAGCGACGUGUUCGCAACUGGGUCCAAGCAGAGGAGGCUAUACCUCGGCCCAGCUUUGAACCAAAGAACCUGCUGAGUUUGUUCGAAGAAACAACUCUAGAGGGAGAGCCAUGAUUAGAACACUGCCUUUAUCACAUUCAUGGACAAAGUUUCUGUGUAAAAUGUAAGGUGCAGAAGACCCAAGGUAUUAAUGUAAUAAUUUCACUAGUUUGUAAAUAUAUUUUGGGGUUUCUUUGCCAUUUUGCAUUAGCUUCUUUUAAUGUGCAUUUAAAAAAAUGAAUUUAGGGAAAAGGGUUGAAUGUGUAAUCAGACCUUAAAAUCACUUUCUUUUUUUUUUUGGUUUGUGCAAAUGAAAUCAGUUGCUGAAAUGACUUUACUCUGAGUGGUUUAACUCAUGACACACAACGCAAAGUAAGCAGAAAUUAACAGUGAACUUGUGAAGCAUGUUGUGACU
This is a messenger RNA of Archocentrus centrarchus (flier cichlid), 2248 nucleotides long. It is a transcript of the gene pkmyt1, whose product is annotated as protein kinase, membrane associated tyrosine/threonine 1. Gene Ontology annotation, cellular component: nucleus; cytoplasm. Gene Ontology annotation, molecular function: protein kinase activity; ATP binding. The record is from RefSeq and is a predicted model, not a curated record. The coding region runs from base 160 to 1908 and encodes 582 amino acids. The transcript is spliced from 8 exons. Gene Ontology annotation, biological process: protein phosphorylation; meiotic cell cycle; negative regulation of G2/MI transition of meiotic cell cycle. NCBI's taxonomy places the organism in Eukaryota, Metazoa, Chordata, Actinopteri, Cichliformes, Cichlidae.